Molecule: messenger RNA, 1353 nt
Organism: Pochonia chlamydosporia 170
Lineage: Eukaryota; Fungi; Ascomycota; Sordariomycetes; Hypocreales; Clavicipitaceae
Product: glycoside hydrolase family 64
Exons: 1
Coding region: 1-1353 (450 amino acids)
Source: RefSeq, a predicted model, not a curated record
AUGCGCGUUCUAUCACUGAUUACCGUCCUCUUGGGGGCAGCUUCAGCUACCCCCUCGCCGCUCCUAGCAAGGGCGGUUGACGAGGGUUUCACCAUUGCCAAUGCUGGCGGUGCCGAAGAUGUCGUCAUUGGAAAGGAGAAUAUGCUCAACGGCACGUAUCACAGUGACGAGACAGCAACAGUCAGCGAGGCAGACUUUGGAGUAGCUGCUGCGAAGUUGCCAUUCAAUCUAGUCAACAACUUUGGCGGCGGCGCAGUCAAGGCAUACAUCGCAGGCCUAGAUGGCAACGGAAAGGUCGUUUUCGUCAAAUCCGACGGCAGCCUUUUAUACCCCAGUUCACGGGGUUCUGCCGUCCCGGUCGAGAUUAACAACAAUGACAUUGCCAUCAACUUGCCUGGCCGUGGUCAAACCUUCAAGAUCAGCCUGCCUAUUCCCAUCCACUCUGGCCGUGUCUACUUUGCUGCUGGCCAGCUGAAGUUUUUCAUGGUCAAGAUCCCCGGCGGUGAUGGACUGGUUCAACCCUCCGUUGCAAACUUGAAGGACCCAAGUGUUGAAACCAACUGGGGUUUCGUUGAGUUCACCUACACCAAGGAAGGAGCUAUCUAUGCAAACAUUAGCUAUGUUGAUUUCGUUGGCUUCAUUCUCAGCAUGUCACUGUCCGCCAAGGAUGGCACCCCCAAGCAGCUGACCAAGGGCUUGGACAGCAACGCCGUGACAGCCAUUUGCAAUGGCUUGUCAGCCCAGUCCAAGAAGGAUGGCCGCAACUGGAAGGCCAUGUGUAUUGCGAACAAGUCUGGUGCGCCGAUUCGCGUCCUGUCUCCCCAAAACUACAAUGUGGUUAAGCCUGCCGACUUCAAGAACUACUGGCAGGGAUACGUCGACAAGGUCUGGAGCAAGUACAGCAGCAGCCCUCUUGUCAUUGAUACUCAGAUGUCCGCCAAGAAAGUCAAUUGCCGAGUCAAGGGCGCUCAAAUGUCCUGUGACGGCGAUAACAAGCCCUAUAACAAGCCCACUGCCGGAGAUAUCUGGGGCUGCGACAGCGGUACCUUUGGUAAGACGGGCGGAGAAAACCAGGUGCACUUGGCUGUCAUUGCUCGUCUAUGCGCUGCCUUUCACCGAUCUACUUUGCUGGUUAAGGACGGCAAUGUCCAGCCAAAACUUAAAGCCUCUGGCUACUACAAGGAGGAGCCAACCAACCACUACAGCCGCCUUGUUCAUCUGCACGAGGUCGAUGGUAAGGGAUACGCCUUCCCGUACGAUGAUGUCAAUCCUGAUGGGGAGAAUGCCUCUGGCGUCGUCUCGUCCGGUCGCCCAGAUACCUUGACCGUCUACUUUGGUGCUCCUCCCAAAUAA